AUGCAGACCUCAUUACCACCACUAGACGCCGCAUGGGAUCCAACCUUAGAGACCGACGACGGCGACGAGUACUGCUGGACGCCGUUACAGCUCGCCGCGAGAGGCGGCGAAGUGGAAAAGAUCAGAAGAAUCCUUGCUGCUGACCCGGCUGCCAUCAACGAGCCAUCGCGCGGUUACUAUGGCCAGACUGCCAUCCAAGCUGCAUGCAUGCACGGCCACCUACACGCCGUGCAGAUGCUCGUUGACGCCGGCGCGGAUAUCCAUUUCUGCGGUGGCAACAAUUUCCAGCGGAAUGCGCUGCAGAUCGCCUGCGGCCAGGGAAGCGAGGAGAUUGUUGAAGUCCUGCUGAGGGCGGGGGCAAAGGUCAACGAGGUGUCAUCAGCACCAGAAACUCACAUGAGAGUGUCGCAUGCUUCGUCAGUGGCUGUGGCGCGGUACAACGGAAGAACGGCUCUGCAGGCUGCAUCGGAGCGAGGGCAUAUGGACCUGGUCCGACGACUGCUGGAGCUGGGCGCUGAUGUACACGCUCCGCCGUCACCAACGGCAGGUUAUACUGCACUACAAGCGGCAGCCGGCGGCGGCUACGUUGCAAUAGUGAAGCUUCUCCUCGAGCACGGGGCUGACAUCAAUGGUGCUUCCGCGAAGUGCAAAGGCUACACUGCUCUUCAGGGAGCUUGCCUGGGAGGUCACCUUGAGAUUGUCGACCUCUUUCUUCAGAAAGGCGCUGAUGUUCACGCGUUGGGCGGGACCUACGGAGACGGAAUGGCUCUACAUGCCGCUGCUGAAAAGGGCCAUGUAGAUGUUAUUAUGCGUCUACUGGCAGCUGGUGCUGAUGUGAAUGCUUGUAGUCUCAGGAGAGGCAGACGGCAGACUGCGCUUCAAAGCGCCGCGGUCGGAGGUCAUGACAAAGCAAUACAACUUCUCAGAGACAAUGGUGCUAUGGGAAGGACUGGAGGGGGAAGAUUCUUAUUUUCCUGA
This is a messenger RNA of Diaporthe amygdali, 978 nucleotides long. RefSeq lists its product as uncharacterized. The coding region runs from base 1 to 978 and encodes 325 amino acids. The transcript has a single exon. The record is from RefSeq and is a predicted model, not a curated record. Gene Ontology annotation, molecular function: protein binding. Lineage: Eukaryota; Fungi; Ascomycota; Sordariomycetes; Diaporthales; Diaporthaceae.